Molecule: messenger RNA, 1269 nt
Organism: Salarias fasciatus (jewelled blenny)
Lineage: Eukaryota; Metazoa; Chordata; Actinopteri; Blenniiformes; Blenniidae
Gene: ackr5
Product: atypical chemokine receptor 5
Exons: 2
Coding region: 49-1128 (359 amino acids)
Biological process (GO): G protein-coupled receptor signaling pathway
Cellular component (GO): membrane
Molecular function (GO): G protein-coupled receptor activity
Source: RefSeq, a predicted model, not a curated record
ACUCCUCCUCCUCCACCUCAUCUUCAUCCUCCUCUUCAUCUGAAGACGAUGAGCGCUCCGGAGCUGAACCGGUCUCUGGAGCACCUGAACGGCACACCGUGGUUCGUGUCCGAGUGCACGCUGCGGCUGGACGCCGACUCACGCCGCAUGGCGCUCUUCCUGCUCUACCUGCUGGUCUUCAUGGUGGGCCUGCUGGAGAACCUGCUGGUGGUCUGGGUCAACUGGCGCCGCCGCCACUCGGCCAACGGCGUCCUCUUCUGCGUCAUCAACGUCAGCCUGUCGGACCUGAUGGUGAUCGCCGUCCUGCCGUUCUUCAUGAUGGAGGUGACCAUGGACGAGGUCUGGCUGUGGGGUCGCUUCCUCUGCAAGGUCACCAACCUGGUCUACUUCGUCAACUUCUACAGCAGCUCCUUCUUCCUGGCCUUCAUGACGGUGGAGCGCUACCUGUCCCUGGCCCGCCCGGCAUCUCCGCCCAUCUUCCCGGUGGCGGGCCGGCGGCGCUGGAUGCUUUGCGGCGGUCUGUGGGCGUUCUCUUUGUUCCUGGCUCUGAUGGAGAACGUCCACGUGGACAUCCUGGAGUGGGACGAGCCGGGCUGCUACAUGCUGCCGGAGUACAGCUACACCCAAUGGUACGUCUCUGUGGCGUUCCUCUGCCUGAUCUUCCAGUUCCUCGGACCCGGCGCCGUCAUCGUCACCUGCAACCUGCUGAUCGCCCGCGCGGUGCGCACGGCGCCGGACGUGCGCGGCCGCAGGGACGUGUGGCUGGUGCACGUGUACUCGCUGGUGUUCGUGGCGUGCUGGCUGCCCUACCACACCGUCAUGUUCCUGAUGAUCGUGGACGAGCUGGACCCCCACCUGUUCAGCUGCAACAUGGUGGAGGGCCUGUACUUCUCCUUCAGCGUGGUGCAGAGCCUGUCGCUCUUCCACUGCGUUGCCAACCCCCUCCUCUACAACUUCCUCAGCAAGAGCUUCCGGAACAACCUGAUCAACGCGGUGGUGAGCCACAUCCCCAGGGAGGGUCCGGCAGACCGCCAGGGUGCCUGGCCGGACGCUCCCGACGGGACGGACCCGCAGAAGGGCCGUGAGACCAGCCGCCCCAGCACCGGCCAGUCCGACGUCAGCUCCUAACAAGUGGCACCAGGACCUGACCGACGGGGGCGGAGCUCCGGGAUCGGUCGGACUCACCUCGGCCUCACCGUCCACUGAGUCCAUGUCCUUUUCUUUUCACAUGUAUCUGACAACCAGAGGAGACAGGAAGUGUGUCAUGUU